Paralichthys olivaceus (Japanese flounder) is the source of this 1317-nucleotide messenger RNA. RefSeq names its product SUMO1 activating enzyme subunit 1 (gene sae1). Gene Ontology annotation, molecular function: SUMO activating enzyme activity. NCBI's taxonomy places the organism in Eukaryota, Metazoa, Chordata, Actinopteri, Pleuronectiformes, Paralichthyidae. The record is from RefSeq and is a predicted model, not a curated record. Gene Ontology annotation, biological process: protein sumoylation. Gene Ontology annotation, cellular component: SUMO activating enzyme complex; cytoplasm.
UCAUCAUCCAGCGCCCAUUCAGCGGGACCGUCGCUCCAUUUGAAACAUCGACAACAGCGCCUGAACAAUUCGAUAAUUAUUUCAGCGACAUUCUCGUGUUUAGGGUGAAUCGACAUGAUCGAUACGAUCGAGAAGGAGGACCCGGUCAUCAGCGAGGAGGAGGCGGCACAGUACGACCGUCAGAUUCGACUGUGGGGGCUGGAUGCUCAGAAGAGGUUGCGAGGGUCUCGUGUGCUCCUGGCAGGUUUAGGUGGUCUUGGGGCUGAAGUGGCCAAAAACCUCAUCCUCGCUGGAGUUAAAAGUCUCACUUUGUUGGAUCAUGAACAGGUGUCAGAGGAGACAUGUCGAGCUCAGUUUCUGGUUCCAGUGACAGCCCAGGGUAAGAAUCGGGCCCAGGCCUCUCUUGAACGAGCACAGAAUCUCAACCCAAUGGUGGAAGUCCAUGCCGACCCAGGCAGAGUCGAAGACAAACCAGAUGACUUCUUUCUGCAAUUUGAUACAGUGUGUCUGACGGGCUGCUCCAGAGACCUGAUGGUGCGGGUCGACCAGCUCUGUUCUCAGCGCAACAUCAAGGUCUUCUGUGGUGACGUCCACGGUUACUAUGGUUACAUGUUCUGCAACCUUGGAAAGGAGCACAACUAUGUUGAGGAGAAACCUAAAAUAGUGAAACCCACUGGAGACGGCCCAGAGGCAAAGAAAGCCAAAGUCGACCCGAACGAGACGACCAUGGUGAAGAAGACAUCCAGCUUCUGCACGCUGAAGGAGGCUCUGGAGGUUGAUUGGACGAGUGAGAAGGCUAAAGCCGGUUUGAAGCGAACACCAGUUGACUACUUCCUUCUUCAUGUUCUGUUGAAGUUUCGCACAGACAAAGGUCGUGACCCGGACCCACAGUCCUUUGCACAGGACAGUCAGCUCCUGAGACAGAUCCGUGAUGAUGUCCUCGAGACCUUGGCGGUCAGCAGUGACCUCCUGAAUGAUGACUUCAUCAGCUACUGCUUCUCUGAGAUGUCUCCAGUGUGCGCUGUGAUGGGGGGGGUUCUGGGACAGGAAGUUGUCAAGGCUCUUUCCCAAAGAGAUGCUCCUCACUGCAACUUCUUCUUCUUCGAUGGUCGUAAAGGCAACGGCAUGGUUGACUACUUUGGACCAAACCAGUCACCAUGACCUGUGUGUUCGCUCGGAUUAUUUAUAUCAGUACUUGCUCCACACGUCAUAAGAUUCAACCUGUUUUUCCAUCUUAUUUUGUCAUUUGAUCAAUUUUCUUGAGCAGAACUGAUAUUUUUGUUACAUUUACUAAUAAAACACUGUUUUUUAAAAUGA